AUGCGUCAACCCAUAUCGACACAACCAGUCACCAAUGGUGACGGCGAAGAAUGGUAUCUUCCCGACAAGAUGCUCACACGACACCCCAGCAAGCCUCACAUUGGCAGCUUGGAGGAGUACCAGCAGAUGCAUCAGCUCUCCGUCAGGGAGCCUGAGGCUUUCUGGGGAAACCUGGCUCGUGAGCUCCUUACAUGGGAUCACGACUUUCACACCGUCAAGAGCGGCUCGCUAGUCGAGGGCAAUCCAGCUUGGUUCCUCGGCGGAAAGCUGAAUGCCUCGUUCAACUGCGUUGACCGCCAUGCGCUCAAGGAUCCUAACAGGGUUGCUAUCAUCCACGAGACUGAUGAUGGAAAUGGCGGUCGCUCUAUCACAUAUGGCGAGCUGCUCAAGCAAGUCAGCAAGGUCUCCUGGGCUCUCAAGGAUCUUGGCGUUCGAAAAGGUGAUACAGUCGCUAUCUACAUGCCUAUGAUCCCCGAAGCUCUCGUCGCCAUCCUUGCUUGCACCCGUAUCGGUGCUGUCCACUCUGUUGUCUUCGCUGGCUUCUCAGCUGGUUCGUUGCGAGAUCGCGUCGUCAAUGCCAAGAGCAAGGUCGUCAUCACUGCUGAUGAGAGCCAGCGAGGCGGUCGAACAAUCGGCAUCAAGAAGAUUGUUGAUGAAGCGCUGAGCCCGCUUGAGGGUGUUCAGACUCUUGUUUUUAAGAGAACUGGUGCUAAGGUUUCGUGGACUGAGGGACGGGAUCAUUGGUGGCAUGAACAGACUGCCAAGUGGCCUAGCUACAUCCCCCCGGAGGCCAUGGACGCUGAGGAUCCUCUGUUCUUACUUUAUACCUCUGGUUCAACUGGUAAGCCGAAGGGCAUUUUGCAUACCACUGGUGGCUUCCUGGUUGGAGCUGCUGCAACGGGAAAGUAUGUGUUUGACAUCCACGAGAACGAUCGAUACUUCUGCGCCGGCGACGUUGGUUGGAUCACCGGUCACACCUACGUUGUCUACGCGCCGCUCCUUUUGGGUGUCUCUACAGUUGUCUUUGAGGGAACACCGACGUUCCCUGAUGCCUCUCGUUUCUGGGAUAUCAUCGCGAACCAUCAGAUCACGCACUUUUAUGUUGCUCCUACGGCUCUUCGCUUGUUGAAGAGAGCUGGAUCUGACCCCGUCAAUCAUGACACUAGCAGUCUUCGUGUUCUCGGUUCAGUUGGUGAGCCUAUCGCUCCUGAAAUUUGGAAAUGGUACUACGAUGUUAUUGGAAAGGGAGAAUGUCAUAUCGUCGAUACCUACUGGCAAACUGAGACUGGCUCUCACGCCGUCACCCCUCUCGCUGGUGUCACACCCACCAAGCCUGGAUCCGCUUGCCUGCCAUUCUUUGGUAUCGACACAGUCUUGAUCGACCCUGUUUCUGGCGCUGAGAUCCACGGCAACGGAGUCGAGGGCGUUCUUGCUUUCAAGACCUCAUGGCCUAGCAUGGCCCGAACUGUCUACGGUGAUCACCAGCGGUUUGAGGAGACAUAUCUCAAGGUGUAUCCCGGAUACUACUUCACUGGCGAUGGAGCUGCCCGCGACCAAGAUGGCUUCUACUGGAUCCGCGGACGUGUCGACGACGUAAUCAACGUCAGCGGCCACCGUCUCUCAACCGCUGAAAUCGAAGCUGCCAUGGUCGAGCACGCCGCUGUCGCUGAAUCCGCCGUCGUAGGCGUCUCCGACGAGGUAACAGGCCAAUCCGUCAUCGCCUUCGUCUGCCUGAAAGAAGCAUUCCGAACCUCAGAGGAAGAAGUCCACGCCGAGCUCAGACUGCAGGUCCGCAACAACAUCGGUCCCUUUGCUGCGCCUAAGAAGAUCUUCAUGGUGGUUGAUCUGCCCAAGACUCGGUCUGGAAAGAUCAUGCGUCGUGUUUUGAGAAAGGUGGUCAUGGGGGAGCAGGAUCAGUUGGGGGAUAUCACAACGCUUUCGGAUCCUUCUGUUGUUGAGAAGAUUAUUGGUGUUGUGCACAAGAGCGGUUAA
This is a messenger RNA of Fusarium mangiferae, 1992 nucleotides long. Its product is annotated as putative acetyl-CoA synthetase. The coding region runs from base 1 to 1992 and encodes 663 amino acids. Lineage: Eukaryota; Fungi; Ascomycota; Sordariomycetes; Hypocreales; Nectriaceae. The transcript has 6 exons. Gene Ontology annotation, molecular function: AMP binding; acetyl-CoA synthetase activity. Gene Ontology annotation, cellular component: cytosol. The record is from RefSeq and is a predicted model, not a curated record.